Molecule: messenger RNA, 1341 nt
Organism: Penicillium subrubescens
Lineage: Eukaryota; Fungi; Ascomycota; Eurotiomycetes; Eurotiales; Aspergillaceae
Product: HECT-type E3 ubiquitin transferase
Exons: 3
Coding region: 1-1341 (446 amino acids)
Biological process (GO): protein autoubiquitination; protein monoubiquitination; protein polyubiquitination
Cellular component (GO): ubiquitin ligase complex; cytosol; nucleus
Molecular function (GO): cyclin binding; ubiquitin protein ligase activity; ubiquitin conjugating enzyme binding
Source: RefSeq, a predicted model, not a curated record
AUGUCCACAGCAUCGACACUGCAAGAUGCAGAUGUUUCCCUUUACCUGCACGCCGAGCUUCUACCAAAUAUCCGCCAAAUCACCCUCUACGUGUCGCUUCCCCAAACCCCAGCAUUAGAAGGAAUCCGGCCACAGAUUCAGCUGUCAGAAUCAUGCAAAUCUGUCACUGUCUCGUUAUCUGAGCCAUUUCAUCAUGUGGCAGAAACCGUCAAACUGCCGGCACGCGUCACUGACGCGACGAGGCGAGUCUUGAAUAUCAACACAGCUGCCUCUGACCACCGAAAGCCCGCCAGCCCUGGUUAUGAAUAUUCAGUCAGAAUGCAUAUUGACCCCAGUGACCCGGUGCUGGCACCACGAGAUGAACUAAUCGAUGACUAUGUUCCCUGGACCGCAGCAGAUAUGUCAUCUUCGACACGCAUCCGAUGUCGUGGAUGUGGCACAGCAUUUUUGAAAGAGUCAGGCCCUCACUCCGUGGAAUUAAAUGAUCAAUCUCUCCUACCGGGAUGGCUCUGGAAGGAUCUCCCGAGCGGCAAUUGGGCAGAAAUGAUGGACUUUUGGCAUUGCCACAAGCCUGAUCCCCAUGAAGAUAAUCCCAAGUCUGAAGCCACGGCAGCACUAAAGUUAGAAGAUCAGAGUGCCCAGAUCAAGGGAUAUGGAGCUUCUAGCCGUGUAGAAGCAAUCUCAGGGACUGUUCUUAUCGAUGUGGCCACGUUCUUGCUUUCGGACGAGGAUUGCGUGAGCCUUAAAAAGGGUAAUGAAGAAGAGGCCACAACUUCCACCCCGGAAGGCUCCUUCGAGAGAACUUUGGAAUGCGCGACGUGUAACUCGAUCAUUGGCAUGGAAGACCCAUCAGCGCGCGGCUGGCGACUCCUCAAGGCCAACGUCUCUUUGAACGCCAAAAUCCUAAAUUCCGGAUCAGACGGAGAACACUGGCAGAGCCAUCCUACACAAAUGAUCGUUGCUGCACAACUGCUCGAGCUGAUCGAGCGAGAAAGCGCCAGGCGUUUCGUGGUCCACUUCGGGCAAAAGAGCGGGUUAUUGCUUUGGGUUUUCAAUCCAGAUCUCCGAUAUUCCAACUCCAGCUUGGACCAUAACGUCAACACCCAACAAGCUAUGAAAGUAUUCUUCCAGGAGACGCGAGAAAUCGACAAAUUGCUCGCUCCCGAGAUUGGAAACCCGUCACCUUUGUCUGUGGAAGAACUCGAACUGCCUUCGAUGGUGUACGAAGCGUUGUUUGAAGCCCUGCACGGUAGUAAUCAGAUGCUACCUCCGACGGCAAGACAGUUCAAUGAAUGGCAGGUUGGGUUGCUCAGUCGAUUCAGCCGAACUCAAGCAACCUGA